Messenger RNA from Pungitius pungitius (ninespine stickleback), 2625 nucleotides. It is a transcript of the gene dnajc21, whose product is annotated as DnaJ heat shock protein family (Hsp40) member C21. Gene Ontology annotation, molecular function: zinc ion binding; nucleic acid binding. Lineage: Eukaryota; Metazoa; Chordata; Actinopteri; Perciformes; Gasterosteidae. The record is from RefSeq and is a predicted model, not a curated record. The coding region runs from base 330 to 1949 and encodes 539 amino acids. The transcript has 12 exons. Gene Ontology annotation, cellular component: cytoplasm.
AUUCUCGCGAGAGUUGUGUAGGCCAAUACAGCUAUGGCUCCUAGUGCUAUCACCGGGUCGUAAAUUAAUCUAACGUAACAGGUAGCAUAGCUAAUCUGGCUGUCUUCGAUCAAAGACAUUGGGCAUAUUUCCAUUUAUAAGAGCGAGCAUUACACCAAUGUCUCUAUCAUCCGAGAAGUGUUGGUGCAUAGGUGCUUUAGUCAUAAAGAUGCUGCCCGGUUGCUAGCACGCUGCAGUUAGCAUAGCUAAAUGCUAAAGCUAGCUCCGCCUGGGACAACGUGAGGAGCAUAUUUACUGAGUAACGUUAUCUAAAUUACUUCCGAUUCACAAUGAAGUGUCACUAUGACGUCUUGGACGUAAAACGAGACGCGGGAGAUGGUGACUUGAAGAAAGCUUAUCGUAAAUUAGCAUUGAAAUGGCACCCGGAUAAGAACCUGGACAAUGCAGAUGAGGCGGCGGAGUAUUUUAAGCUGAUUCAAGCCGCUUAUGAUGUCCUGAGUGAUCCGCAGGAGAGAGCCUGGUACGACAAUCACAGGGAUGCUCUGCUGAAAGGAGGAGUCAGUGGAGACUAUGAAGAUGACAGCAUUGACCUGCUGCAGUACUUCACGGUCACCUGCUACGCCGGCUUCGGGGAUGACGAGAAGGGCUUUUACUCGGUCUACAGGAAUCUCUUCGAGUCCAUUGUGAAGGAGGAGAUGGAGCAUGUCAAGGUGGAUGAAGAGGAAGAAGAGAAGGACUUUCCUCCCUUUGGAGACUCUGAGAGUGACUAUGACAGCGUGGUGCACAUGUUCUAUGGCUACUGGCAGAGCUUCUGCACUCGCAAAAACUUUGCCUGGAAGGAGGAGUACGACACGAGGCAGGCCUCCAACCGCUGGGAGAAAAGGGCCAUGGAGAAGGAGAACAAGAAGACCAGAGAGAAGGCUCGGAAGGAGCGCAACGAGCUUGUGCGCCAACUCGUUGCCUUCGUUCGGAAGCGCGACCGCCGCGUGCAGGCCCACAAGAAGCUGGUGGAGGAGCAGAACGCCGAGAAGAUCAAGAAGGUGGAGGCGCUGCGGCGGGAGCAGAAGCUCAGCCAGGCCAAGCUGGCAGAGGAGUACAAGGAGCAGAGCUGGGCGGCCAUGUCUGAGCUCGAGAAGGAGCUGCAGCAGAUAGAGGCGCAGUACGGGGAGGAGUUUGGAGACGCAUCGGAGAGUGAGGAAGACGAGCUGAACAGUGAAGAGGGAGGAGAAGCAGAGCAGCCUGAAGGAGACGGACUGACAAUCGAUGAGUACUAUGAUGAUCUGUACUGCGCAGCCUGUGACAAAUCCUUUAAAUCAGAUAAAGCUAUGAAAAACCAUGAAAAAUCCAAAAAGCACCGGGAGCUAGUGGGGUUGCUACGACAACAGCUGGAGGAAGAGGAUAAUUCAUUUGGUCUUAAUUUGGAUGGAAUAGGGCAGGAAAAUGCUCAAGAUGAAGAGGAAGAGGAUAACAGGCCACGGCAAAAGCUGUCCAAAAAGCAGAAGAGAAAAAAGAAGCAGCAGAAAGUAGCACAGCAGAGUGCUCCAGGGGAGGUGGGAGAGCAGGAGCAGGCGGAGGCGGAGAAAGUGGAGGUGGAGAAACCAACAGUGACCAGGAGCGAGGUCGAUGCCCCCGAGAAGUCAGAGAACACCAAAGAGCCUGAGAAGCAGGAUGACCCCUCUCCUGCAGGAGUCACGAGCAGCUCUGGGAAGACAAAAGGAAAGAAAGGAGGAGCCAAAGACAAACCGAAGAGUGUCAACAAGUCUAACACAGGAGUGGAACAGAUUCCUGAGAGUGAAGUAAUCCUCUUCUGUGUGACCUGCAACAACGAGUUCUCCACAAGAAACAAGCUGUUUGACCAUCUGAAGACCAGCGGCCACGCUAGCGCUCUGUCCUCCAACGCUCCCCACAGCUCCACGAGCAAGAGCAAAAAAGACAAGAAGAACAGAUAACACGUCUUCAUCGGGGGGGCUGGAAGGGGCCUCAGCAGGGACACAGGAGUGAGCGAGAUAAAUAAAAGAACCCGUUGAAGGAGGACUUUUAAUGGACUGACCCAGAGGGAUUUUUUUUAAUUUUUUAUUCUUCCCCCGAUUCUCUUAUAUCGAUCGUUUUUUGUGCGAGCGAUUGGAACUUUUAGUACAUUUCAAAGUAACUUAUGAACAUGCAUGAUUUAGGGAAUCCCGUCUCUUGGUUUAUCACAAAAGGCUCUGUGGUGGUAAAACUGCAUCAUAAGAAUAAAGGUGAUACUGAACGUCGGUAUUUAUACAACAACUCUGAAAAUGAUCUCCACUGAUGCCUCUAGAAACAAUUUUUAAUAAUAAAAUACAUUUUAUUAUUUUUUACAUUUGUUUCAUUUGGUGACAUAAAACCAAAAUUACACAAAGUAUUUCAUAGCCCAAAUAGCCCAUCAUCACUGUGGAUCAGAGCCAGAUGAAUGAAUCAGAAGUUGGUCAGAAACAAAGUCAAUUGGAAUUAGUGAUACGCAUGAGAAAAAAUGGUUCCAAUAGAAGGAUUCACUUGUUAUAACAUGCAGAAUAUACUAAAGAGUUGAAGUACCUGUUUACGAAUGAUUAUGAUCAGGACAAAAAUAAUGAUCUAUUUAAAAUGUGACGUUUAUACAAAUGUAAA